AUGGCUGUCGGACUUAGUCCUCGCCGAGCGCAUAUCGAUAUCUCGCCACUUCCGCCAAAGCUAGACACCACCGCCGGAGCAAGAUCACGUCUCUUCCAACCACCACAAACGCCCGCAUCAUCCUACUCAUCGAGCACCUUCACCUCCACCAACUUCGAUAACCUCGCGAAUGGCGGCCAGAAGCGCUCACGGCAUGACUCGGAGAGCUACUUCACGACGCCCUACUCAGCAACCGCGAGUGGUUGGUCCAAUGUCUCCGCCUCCUCGAUCCUGCACUCCACGGACCUUGCAAGCCCCGCUCCGCUCGUAAACACCAGAUACACUCUCGCAGGUGGACUGGACACGCCGGGACUCGCGGCAGCAAGCUCAUACGAGGGCGCAAAUGCUCUGGCGUAUGAUGUGGACUUUAGAAGGCGGUGGAGCGUGACGAGCAACGGCGGCCACAAUGGCGGCAUAGCAACGCCAGGUCCCUUGGCCGGCGAAAGAAACGGCAAGCGACGCCAUCACUCGUCCCCCCACGACACGCCUCGCCAAACUUGGUCUCAAACCGUGCUCCACCUGGCCGGCGCCAUGGCAGGCAAGAUGUGGGACUUCUGCCGUGCAAACGCCUUUCGCGGUUUCUAUGCCGGCGGCGGCCAGGGCUACUCCGUCUCAAGUACAGACAGCAUUUGGGAAGACCUAGACAGCCGCCAACCCGUCUUCUCACCCUUCGAGUCCAUCACGACGCCCGUACCCGGGGACUUUCCACCCCUGCAGCACAACGACUACGGCACCGACUUCAUCCACCGCGGCGAGACGCCUACACCGCCGCGCCCCGCCAAGCGCAUACACACAGACACAGGUUGCGGUUGGGUGAUGGUAGACCGGCAUUCCGACUCUCGAGCCUCGAGCCCACGGCUUUCUACGCGCCGCACACCGAGCCAGACCAGCACAGCUUCGAACGCGACGCCCAGAUCUCACCUCCCACGUCCCGUCGCCCAGCCGCGUCCACAGCUCACACGCCCGCCCUCGCACCGGCGGUCCUUGAUCCCCGUCUCGCGCCGCGGCUCCGCCGUCUCGCUGUCUGGCUCUCCGGCGCUGCAGCACCAGCCCACGGAUAGGGCUCCAGCAUCUUUCGCCUCACCCCGCGGCGCACAAGCCACAAAGAUACCCUCCCGACCGGGCUCACGCGCCGGCUUGUCCGGCCAGGCGCUUCCGUCCCCUGAGACGCAGAAGUAUGCCGCGAGGCUGAGGCGGGAGGAGCGUGAGGCAGACCGUAGCCUGAGGAAGAUGAAUGAGCGGCUUAGGGACAUGGUGCGCGAGGGGAAGGAGGCGCUGGGGUCGAAGAUCGAGAUUGUGGACGAUGAGGUUAUGCAAGGGGCUUCCUGGGGGUGA
Messenger RNA from Coniosporium apollinis CBS 100218, 1374 nucleotides. RefSeq lists its product as uncharacterized. Lineage: Eukaryota; Fungi; Ascomycota; Dothideomycetes. The coding region runs from base 1 to 1374 and encodes 457 amino acids. The transcript has a single exon. The record is from RefSeq and is a predicted model, not a curated record.